Poecilia latipinna (sailfin molly) is the source of this 8360-nucleotide messenger RNA. RefSeq names its product plexin A2 (gene plxna2). Gene Ontology annotation, cellular component: semaphorin receptor complex; plasma membrane. Lineage: Eukaryota; Metazoa; Chordata; Actinopteri; Cyprinodontiformes; Poeciliidae. The record is from RefSeq and is a predicted model, not a curated record. Gene Ontology annotation, biological process: regulation of cell migration; semaphorin-plexin signaling pathway. Gene Ontology annotation, molecular function: semaphorin receptor activity; protein binding. The transcript is spliced from 32 exons. The coding region runs from base 524 to 6121 and encodes 1865 amino acids.
UGAGGUGCAAGUGAACUGAUGGGUGACUUCAUGUAUCACCGGCAUCCUCACUGUGAAGCUCACAGCCACUCUCAGUCAAACAGACAGGCAGACAGACAGACAGGGGGAGGGAGGGAGAGCGUAGAGAAACCGUGGCAGCCUGUUAGAGAAAAUGAUCAGUCCCUGAGCGAGACGAGAGGGUCAUUCGAUGCCGCUUCCUUCUCAGCGGAUCACCGGGAGAUGCUCACUGUUGUCCUGAUGACUUUCCAAGCUGCGCGGCGCGUCAGCACUUAGAAUAAAUUCAUUCAUCUGCUCAUAUCUGAUCCACUGACGGACAGGUGGUGGCCGGACGCUGCGCUCAAACCCAAGAGGAAUCACCGACUCUGCCCCACUCAUGAAUGAGUCUCCUGCUGUUUCAAGAACGAUGUGAAGAUUACUUAAGACAAGGCCACUUCUGAGCUCAAUUUUCCUCAGUCUAAUCCUCACAUUUGCUGGUACGCAACCCCAUUUAUCUGAGCCAGGCAUUCCGUGGAGCCCUGUGGGGAUGGGGACAUGCUCAGAUAAAGGAUGGACAUACGACAGCCUUACGAAAGGUCACCACCCUCCAAAGGUUAUGUCAUGGCCUCUGGCCCUCUGUCUAUUGACUCUAGUCUUUUUGGAUCAAAAGAUGACUCUUGGACAGACAAUGAACACCUUCCAGUCUGAGAAGAGGGAAUGGUCGUUGAACCAUCUGACAGUGCAUCAGUCCACUGGGACUCUGUACAUCGGAGCGAUCAACCGGAUCUACAAGUUGUCCGCUAAUCUCACACUUUUGGUAUCUCACGACACAGGCCCAGAAUAUGAUAAUAAAGCAUGUUAUCCUCCCCUGAUAGUUCAGCCUUGUUCUGAGCCUUUGGCCUCUACGGACAAUGUCAACAAACUGCUGCUCAUCGACUACUCUCACAACCGGCUGCUGGCCUGCGGUAGUCUCUAUCAGGGUAUCUGCAAGCUGAUGAGGCUAGACGACUUAUUUAUUCUCGUAGAGCCCACGCACAAGAAAGAACAUUAUCUGUCCAGCGACAACCAGACAGGAACAAUGUACGGGGUUGUCGUUCCCUCCCAGGGACAGGAUGCCACUCUGUACAUUGGCACUGCCGUUGGCGGCAAACAGGAUUACUUUCCAACUAUCUCCAGCCGUAAGCUCCCUCGCGACCCAGAGUCCUCUGCCAUGCUGGACUAUGAGCUUCAUACUGAUUUUGUUUCAUCUCUCAUUAAAAUCCCUUCUGACACGUUGGCUCUUGUUCCGCACUUUGACAUCUACUACAUCUAUGGUUUCUCCAGCGGAAGCUUUGUCUACUUCAUGACCGUCCAGCCAGAGACUCCCGAAAAUGGGAUGCCUGCAGGCGGCUCACCUGGUGACCUGUUUUACACAUCUCGAAUCAUCCGCCUCUGCAAAGGUGACAAGAAGUUCCAUUCAUAUGUCUCUCUUCCUGUGGGGUGCGUGCACAGAGGUGAGGAGUACCGUCUGCUGCAGGCUGCUUACCUAUCUAAAGCCGGCAGGGUGCUGGCUAAGUCACUCAACAUCAGUGCCCAGGAGGACGUCCUCUUUGCUGUGUUCUCUAAAGGACAAAAGCAGUACCAUGAUCCUUCAGAUCAUUCUGCUCUUUGCAUCUUCACUAUCCAAGACAUCAACAUGCGCAUUAAGGAGCGACUGCAGUCCUGCUACCAGGGAGAGGGGAACCUGGAGCUGCACUGGUUGCUGGGAAAGGACGUACAGUGCACAAAGGCGCCUGUUCCCAUUGAUGAUCACUUUUGUGGCCUGGAUAUCAACCAACCCCUGGGUGGCUCUCAGCUGGUGUCUGGUCAGACAGUGUUCACGGAGAGACGGGACAGGCUGACCUCUGUCACUUCCUACAUCUACAAUGGACACAAUGUGGUCUUUCUGGGCACAAGGAGUGGACGCCUGAAAAAGAUCAGGGUGGACGGCGCUCAGGAGGGAGGAGUGCUGUAUGAGACGCUGACUGUGAUGAAGGACAGCAGCCCAGUCCUACGGGACAUGGCCUUUUCCCUGGACAGGAACUCUCUGUAUGUCAUGUCUGGCUAUCAGGUGGUCCAGGUCCCUGUGGAGUCCUGUGAGCAGUACACUACGUGUGCUGAGUGCCUCAGCGCUGGUGAUCCCCACUGUGGCUGGUGCGUGCUCUACAACAUGUGUUCAAGAAAAGAUCGGUGCCUGAGAGCAGAGGAGAGCUUUCGCUUUGCAACAGACAUUGACCGCUGUGUGAAGGUUAUUGCUCACCCGGACAGUAUCGCUGUGUCAGCACAUAGCGUCCCUAUACUGUUCAUCUGCUACUGGGCCGGAGUGGAGCUUCGACUGAAUUCAAACGAGACGGGUCAAAUGGUCGCCAGUACAGAGGUGAAGUUCUACAACUGCAGCACACAUCAGAUGUGUCUGUCAUGUGUGAACAGCACAUUUCGCUGCCACUGGUGUAAAUACCGCAACCUUUGCACCCAUGACCCAAGCAGCUGCUCUUUCCAGGAAGGAAGAGUCAAUGCGUCCGAGGACUGCCCUCAGCUCCUCAACUCUGGGGAAAUUCUUAUUCCGGCCAGCGAGGUCCGACCGAUCACCUUGAGGGCCCGAAACCUCCCCCAGCCGCAGUCGGGCCAGCGGGGCUACGAGUGCGUGGUGAACGUACAGGGCGUCAGUCACCGUGUCACGGCACUGCGCUUCAACAGCACCAGCGUUCAGUGCCAGAACAGCUCGUACAUGUACGAGGGUGUGAAGAUCAGUGACCUGGCGGUGGACCUCUCCAUCGUAUGGAACGGCAACUUCAUCAUCGACAAUCCCGAGAAGAUUAAAGUGCAUCUGUACAAGUGCAGCGCCCAGCGGGACAGUUGUGGCAUGUGUCUACGUGCUGAAAGGAAGUUCCAGUGUGGCUGGUGUAGUGGUGAGGGUCGGUGCACCAUGAGGCAGCACUGUCCUCCCAUCUCCCCUUACGCCAGCCGCUGGCUGGACCUUUCUGCCAGGAAUGUCAAGUGUACCAACCCACGCAUUACUGAGAUAAGCCCAGUAGCAGGACCUCUGGAGGGGGGCACGCUUGUCACUAUUCAGGGCCUGAACCUGGGUCUCUCCUUCUUUGAGCUUGUGGGUAACGUGGAGGUGGCAGGAGUGGAGUGCACACCGCAGCAGGAGGGAUACGUCACUGCAGAGCAGAUUGUAUGCGAGAUGGAUGCGGCUCUGGAAGGAAGCGCUCCAGGCCCAGUCAAGCUAUGUGUCGGUGAAUGCAGACCAGAGUUGAGCGCACAGUCCUCCCAGAUCUACACGUUUGUGAUAUCCACCAUUUUGGCUCUGACCCCAAGCAGAGGACCUGAGUCUGGGGGUACCAAGGUUACCAUUGUUGGUGAGAAUCUGAGCGCAGGAAGCACUGUCACUGUGUACUUUGGGAAUCAAACCUGCGAAUUGUACAGGAGGAGCAUGUCAGAGAUUGUGUGCUUUGCGGCUCCAUCGCUGACGGGCGCGGGACCAGUUCAAGUCAGUUUGAGUGUCGACCGGGCCAGAGCUCCUGGAAGUCUGACCUUUGAGUACAUUGAAGACCCCACAGUCCAACGCAUUGAACCACUGUGGAGCAUUGCGAGCGGGCACACCACCCUGACGGUGACUGGGACAAACCUGGACGUGGUUCAAGAACCUCGGGUCCGAGUCAAAUAUGCUGGCCAUGAAUCUGUCAAUGUUUGCAAAGUUCUGAACACAACAACCAUCAGCUGCUUCGCCCCUUCUCUGAAGGCGGAUUACACCGCCGAUCAGGAGACGAUAAAACACGUGGAUGAGUUUGGCUUUGUCUUCAACAACGUCCAAGCUCUUCUCACAUACAACAACACAGGAUUUGUCUACUACCCAAACCCUUACCUGGAGCCCCUCAGCCUCUCAGGUGUUCUGGAGCAAAAACCUGGCGCUCCCAUCAUUCUCAAAGGCCGUAACCUGGUGCCAUCUGCUUCUGGUGGAGCCAGGUUGAAUUACACCGUGAUGAUCGGAGAUACCCCCUGUUCUCUUACUGUGUCAGACACUCAGUUACUCUGCGAGCCACCAAACCUCACUGGGCAACAUAAAGUCCUGGUGCAGGUAGGUGGACUGCAUAUCUCUCCUGGAGAAGUUCACAUCCGAUCGGACAGCCUUCUCACCAUGCCAGCUAUUCUCAGCAUCGCGGCUGGCGGAGGAUUGCUCCUCAUCAUCGUCGUCAUCGUCCUGCUCGCCUACAGACGAAAGUCUCAUGAGAAUGAUCUCACUCUGAAGCGCCUGCAGAUGCAGAUGGACAAUCUGGAAUCCAGAGUAGCUCUGGAGUGUAAAGAGGCUUUCGCUGAGCUACAGACGGACAUCAAUGAGUUAACCAGCGAUCUGGAUAGAGCUGGCAUCCCCUUCCUGGACUAUCGCACUUAUGCAAUGAGGGUUCUGUUUCCUGGCAUUGAUGAUCAUCCAGUACUGAGGGAGCUGGAGGUUCCUGGGAGUGGACAGGCGAAUGUGGAGAAAGCCUUGAAGCAGUUUGCUCAGCUGGUGAAUAACAAGGUUUUCCUGCUGACAUUCAUCCGCACACUGGAGACGCAGCGCUCCUUCUCCAUGCGAGACCGUGGCUACGUCGCUUCACUCAUCAUGACCUCCCUGCAAGGACGGUUGGAGUAUGCCACAGACAUCCUCAAACACCUGCUCUCCGACCUUAUAGAGCGCAACCUGGAGAGCAAGAACCACCCCAAAUUGCUCCUCCGGAGAACAGAGUCGGUGGCAGAGAAGAUGCUGACAAAUUGGUUUGCCUUCCUGCUUCACAAAUUUCUCAAGGAGUGCGCUGGGGAGCCUCUGUUCAUGCUGUUUUGUGCCAUCAAACAGCAAAUGGAGAAGGGACCCAUAGACUCCAUCACAGGGGAGGCACGCUAUUCCCUAAGUGAAGACAAACUCAUCCGGCAGCAGAUUGAGUACAAAACACUGACGCUGAGCUGUGUGAACCCCGACAAUGAGAACAGCCCAGAGAUCCCAGUCAAGGCUCUCAACUGUGACACAAUUACCCAGGUGAAGGAAAAGAUCCUGGAUGCUGUGUACAAAAAUAUGCCAUACUCCACCCGACCUCGAGCUACAGACAUGGACCUAGAGUGGCGGCAGGGCAGAACAGCUCGUGUGGUCCUGCAGGAUGAAGACAUCACAACAAAGAUAGAAGGCGACUGGAAGAGACUCAAUACACUCAUGCACUACCAGGUAUCUGAUCGCUGUGUGGUGGCCUUGGUGCCCAAACAGAUGUCCUCGUUCAUCAUUCCCUCCUCAGCCAGCUUCCCACGCAGUAUCAGCAGAUACGGUAUGGAUGUCCCAUUCCGCUCCACCCCCACCAGCCCUGACAGCCCUCACUCCCGUGUGCCUAUGCUCACUCCUGACCUGGAGAGUGGUGUCAAAGUUUGGCAUUUAGUCAAGAACCACGACCAUGGUGACCAGAAAGAGGGCGAACGCGGAAGCAAGAUGGUGUCCGAGAUCUACCUAACGAGACUGCUAGCAACUAAGGGCACGUUACAGAAGUUUGUGGAUGACCUGUUUGAGACUUUGUUCAGCACCGUGUGUCGAGGCACUGCUCUGCCUCUCGCCAUCAAAUAUAUGUUUGACUUCCUCGAUGAGCAGGCAGACAGACAUGGCAUCCAUGACAUGGAUGUUCGCCACACAUGGAAGAGUAACUGUCUCCCGCUGCGGUUCUGGGUGAAUGUAAUCAAAAAUCCCCAGUUUGUGUUUGACAUCCAUAAAAGCAGCAUCACGGACGCCUGCCUGUCAGUGGUGGCACAGACCUUUAUGGACUCUUGCUCAACAUCAGAACAUCGUUUGGGCAAAGACUCGCCCUCCACCAAGCUGCUCUAUGCCAAGGAUAUUCCGCACUAUAAGAGCUGGGUGGAAAGGUACUACGCUGACAUCAACCGCCUACCUGCCAUCAGUGAUCAGGAUAUGAAUGCCUAUCUGGCUGAACAGGCUCGCCUCCACUCCAGUGAGUUCAACGUGCUCAGUGCCCUGCAUGAGAUCUACGCUUACGUCAGCAAGUACAGCCAAGAGAUCAUUGAGGCACUGGAGCAAGACGAACAAGCCCAGAAGCAGAAGCUGGCAUACAAAAUGGAGCAGAUCAUAUUUGCCAUGUCCCCAGAAAGUUGAGAUAUACACACCAAAACAUAAAGAAUUCCCAAGACAAAUAUGCAUAUGGUUUGUCCAAACUUUAGCGUUUAAUACCACAAAUCAAAGUGUAAUGGAGGAGAUUGAAUAUUUAACACACAAGCUCCUGGGAUGUGGACACCAGCACUUCCAUAUGUGCAUGUGUGAUCAUAAUCACACGUACAUAUACAGCAUACACAGAAAGAUUGAUCUAACUUACUGUGUAAACAUGCACACACAUGAAUACAAAUGUACAUACACAAACCACAGCAGUACAUCCCGAAGCAAAGACUUUUACUACCAGUGUCACUUUCUUUUUUUUUUCCUGAAGAAACUCCAACAAGAAAACAUUCAGCUUCUAAAACACUCAAACGGAGAGCAAAAGGAUUUAGGCCAUCAUCAGUUGCAGAUUUAACUGCCAAUUCAUAUCCACUGGGAAAAUGGUUUGCCUCUGUAGUCGGUGCUUAUACUAACUGUGUGCGAGGCACCAGCGUGAGCUCUGAAGAGAGCAGGACUUAAUAAGAGAACGACUCAACGCUUAAGCCAGCGGAGGAGCUCGACAAAGACAGGAGCCAAUUUAAUGGGACGGCACGUCUGUUGAGACGUAACUCAAAGUACAUUUUAUGUCAAAGUUGAAGGACAGUUAUUCAUGUGACUGACUUGGAGUGACAUUGCUAUUUGUAGCCAUUCUGAGCAGAGAUGUGUGACUAUGUGUUGUUAAGCCUUUGCUAUGGGCUCUUAAAAGACGUGCCGUGUUAUGUUUCACUCUGUGACGACUGUCUGAACUUCUAAACUCUGAAGCGAGUAAAAUCUCCUAAGAGUCCCAGACUCAAAGACAUCCUAACGCUACAAUUUUUAAUAUAUAUGGAGAUAUUUUGGGCCCUCUUCCUGGGUUUUACUGCAUCUCAUGAUUCAUUUGAGUUAAAUGCUCCUGUCGACGCUAUUAAUAAAACAUGACAUUGUACGGAAGAGAUCUCAUUUGAGAUAGGACACUUUUACAGUGAUCUAUAUGGCACUAAUUCAGCCAUUCAAAGAUAAGUGGAGGCCAAAAUGAACUGUUGCAGAAAGCAUGAUUAAUGAUCUUUUAAGCGUGAUCGUGGAUCAGAUUAGCCUAAAUUUGACUCAUAGCACCCUACCCCCAACCCUUCCCUUCUCAUCAGUUAUUGUUUACAUGAAGCGUAAUACUUGAAAUGCACCCGGUGUACAGGAUAUUAAGAACACCUGCAGCUCUUGUCAAGUAACUUGGAUAGAUUAAGUUAGAUAAAGCCGUUGAUGCAUUAUUGAUUUUUUCCAAUAUGGUGUCUAACUUGAGCUUGACGUCGAACUGAAUUGUGGAUGAAAAGCUGAAAUGGAGCAGUAGAUUCGUGCAAAGCAGGUGUGCUUAUAUUUUGUAAACAGAGUGAAUAUUUAAUUAAUGAAAUCUGUGUUUGGAUCAGCUUUUGAUCCGUUUCAAGUCUGUUUGUUGCGUCACAAUGUGUUUCUGUGUUUCAAUCCACAGUGCCUUGAAAAAGUAUUUGCCCUUUACAGUUUCUUCUGUGUUUGCUUUUGUAUUACACUUAACUGUUUAAAAUAAUAAAAUUAAUCAUAAGCUUGUUAUAAUAAAAAACCAUAAUUGAAAAAUAUUUAUUGCAUUUGUUAGAAUAAAACACUAGCUCUGUGAAAAUAUAGUUAGCUUCUGAUUAUCUUAUGAAUUACCUGUUUGUUGGUUCAUUUUUACAAGCCACAUCCUUGCCUACAGUUGAAAUCAUAAAAACUAAACCUUUCUGGCAACAUGAAGUAAACUAAAAGUUCUCAAAAAGAACAAAAAAAAAGAAACAUAAUGCCCAGUUUUAUCGCCUACCCCAGUCCAGGGUGGGUAUUUAUUAUUAAAAAAUAUGAGAAAGAGACUGGAAUAAAAUGGCAUAAAUGAGGUGCUUUCCAGGCACAAGGCACUUCUUAUCAUUCAGACUGGUGAGAGAAAGGUAGUACUUUUUUGAAGAUUUGCAUUCCUUUAAUUCUGACAUAAAACUAAUACAACAUUUAAGAAAAAAACAAACAAACAAAAAAGAAAAAACAACAACAUUAUUUUCACUGUAAAAAUGUUGGUGGUAAAAUGAUGGACCAGGGAUGGUCUCCGGCAGAAAAUUCUGACAGAGAAUGUGCUGCCAUCAAUUAUUGACAUUAAGCUCAAGCGCACUUGGGUUGUGCUGCAGAAUGAUUCAAAGCAAACCAGCAAGUCCACCUCUGAGUUGCUCAAAAAAAA